This is a messenger RNA of Naegleria fowleri, 2736 nucleotides long. RefSeq lists its product as uncharacterized. The transcript has 2 exons. The record is from RefSeq and is a predicted model, not a curated record. Bases 1 to 2736 code for a protein of 911 amino acids. Lineage: Eukaryota; Heterolobosea; Eutetramitea; Acrasida; Naegleriidae.
AUGUCAUCAAAAGAGAAGUUGUUACAACUCGAAAAAGAAAAACUUCAAUUGGAAGAGGAAGUUUCAAGCAAGAAUUCCUCCAUGAAAUUACACGAACAGAAAAUUUCACAACUGGAGCGAUUAAUUGAAGAGGCAAGAACAGAAAUCAAACAAAAGAAUGUCGAGUUAGAAGAAACCAACGCACUCUAUCAAGAAAAAUCAGAGAUCUUGUCUAAGACAUUGGAAGCGAGAGAAAAAGAAAUUGAAGCAUUGAAAACACAGUUAUUAUUCUCCGAGAGUAAUUAUCGAUUGUUGGAAGGUAACAAAAAUCAACUCGAAGAAGAUCUUUCACAACUUCAUGAGCAAGAACAUAACUUGACUGCAAUGAUUCAUGAAAAAGAACAAAUCAUCCUUGACCUUCAAUUGCAAAUCGAAGCACUACAACAUGACUUGACACAAAAAAUUAAUGCCAAUUCAGAAUUAUCAAAAACACUUUCUGAAUUGAAAGAUACUAACGAAAAGAUGGAUAACUUUAUCAUAACUCUAACAAAUGAAAUUAAAGACAAAUCGCUCCUCAUUCAACGACUUGAAAGGAGAAUUUUAGAGAAUACCAAUGAAAUUAAGCAACUAACAGAAGAUAAGGAACGAAUUAUAUCUAGCUUAGAAAAGAAAGUCGCACUUUUAGAAAAAGAUGUUUCUGAUAAACAGGAAGAUGUCAAUAGACUUGUCACGCUCAACGAAAAGCAAAAGAAACAUUAUACAAAAAUCGUUAAUGAACUUGAAUCAAACCUUGAAGAAAAAGAAAAUCGAGAAAAACUUCUCUCUGGCUCAUUUAACGAGCAUAGUGUUAAACUUUCAGAAUAUUCUCGAAAGAUUGAAGCAAUGGAAUCUCAAAAAAGACAACUGAUGAACGAUAUUGAAAAGUUAGAAAAUGAAGCUCAUGAGAAAGGUCAAGAAAUUCUUGAAUUAACAGAAAAGAAUCAUUCUCUUCAAGGACGAGUCGAAGAAAUGGACAAACGAAUCAUGCAGCUUGAGAAACAACGAAAGCAGCAACAACAUGACUUUUCCACUCUGGAGAGUAAGAUGGAAGAAGAUGCUGCUAAAAUGAAACAACUUUCAAAAGAAUGCCUAGAUCUCAAACAACAAUUGACCACUUUAGAGGGUGAAUUGAGUUUAUCGAAACACAAACUUUCAGUCUCAGAAAAAUCAAACAAUGAAAUUUCUCAUGAACUCGAUAAAAAAGAAGAAUUAGAAACUCAAAUGAAACGUCAAAUUCAAGAACAUGAAGAAACAAUCAAGCAGUUAAAAUCACAACUCCUUCUAGAAAACAAGCUGAAAGAGGAAUUAGAGCAUACCAAGGAUCUUAUUCAGAACACUUCAAACCUUGUUGAAGAACAAAAUGAUGAGGUUCAAUCCCUAGAAAAGGAAUUAUCUCAACACUCUUCAUUAAUUGAUCGAAUGAAAGAAGAUAGCGAACAACGAAUUGCUGAAAUAACCUUCUCAUGUCAGCAACAUGUUCAAGAACUUGAGUCCAAGGAACGAGAAUUAAUAGAAUUGAGACAAAAUUAUCAAAAAUUGGAGAACAUGUUCUUUCAAAUGGAGAAAGAUUACCGAACGUUACAAACACAAGACGACUUGAUUAAUAAGCAAUUGGAAGAAAAGUGUACAGAACUUCAAAAUAGACUCGACGAAACCAUUGAUCCAAUCUCAAAUCGAGAACAAGAAUUAAAAUUCCUAAUGAAAGAAAAUUCAGAAUUGAGAGAACAAAUUCAGGAACAAAAGAAUAGUACCGAUCGAAUGCAGCAAGAAAUUGAAAGACUCUUGGAACAACUCACCAGCAAUUCAAGCAUUAGCACGUCACCAUCCAUGUCAAUGACUGAUACGAGUAGUAUUCUUUCAACUUCAUUAUUGUCUUCAACAAGCCUUCAAGGUUCAUUUGUGAGCGGUGUUGUCAACACCACUGGAGCAACAACAACCACUUCGGUGGCAUCAACUACUACUUCUUCCACUCGUCAAACUCAACAACCAAAAACAACUCAAUCUCCAAAGAAAACUCAACACAUGAUGCAAUCAGCAACUCUUGAUUUGAAACAUUUAUGGAAACAAUUAAGAGCAGAAAUUAUUCGAUUGAAACAGAAAAAUGUGGAACUCGCUCAACAAAUUAUGCAAGUUCAAAAGUCAAAGGAAGAAACAAUUGUGAAAUAUGAAAAACAAAUCAAGUCAACAUUUAUUGAUUUGAUGCAUUACAAAAAGGUAGCGGAAGAGGUUGAACAAUUGAAAUUGGACAAUACUCGUUUGUCAUUGGCAAAGAAAGAAGUGGAAGACAAUUUAUCAAAACUAGGUGCGAAACUUUCUGCAUUAGAAACAGAAAAACAGAAUUUAUGGAAAUUGCAGGAACAAACCAGAAAGGAACUUAUUAACUUGAAGGAAAAUGUGAUCAAACUCACAGAAGAAAAUGAAAAACUCUCAAAAAUGGAGAUACGUGCAUCCAACCAAACCAAUAUUGAGAUUGAGAAGUUAAAGAAGGAAAAACGAAGUUUGGAAGAAAAACUAUUAUCUGUUACGGAUUCAUCAAAGAGUCAAAAAGAAAUUACCCAACUCACAAACAAACUAAAAGAAGCUCGAACGACGAGAGAAAAACUUGAAAAACUUCUCAGAGAACAACGACUUCAAAUCGAAGAAAUGGAUACAAAGAAUAGAGAAUUGAGACUGAAAAUCACCUCUCUUGAAAAUUGUACUAGUAAUACCAAUAAAUAG